Messenger RNA from Leguminivora glycinivorella, 881 nucleotides. Its product is annotated as guanine nucleotide exchange factor MSS4 homolog. Gene Ontology annotation, molecular function: zinc ion binding; guanyl-nucleotide exchange factor activity. Gene Ontology annotation, biological process: post-Golgi vesicle-mediated transport; small GTPase-mediated signal transduction. NCBI's taxonomy places the organism in Eukaryota, Metazoa, Arthropoda, Insecta, Lepidoptera, Tortricidae. The transcript has 2 exons. Gene Ontology annotation, cellular component: membrane; cytosol. The coding region runs from base 114 to 476 and encodes 120 amino acids. The record is from RefSeq and is a predicted model, not a curated record.
CAAGUUCACGACGAACUGAGUUGUACCGGUUGGGAAUUAUUACAAUUAUUUGCAUAGAACUUUUAAACAACGUAAAUUGUUAUUGCUCUUCUAUUUCCACACAUAAACCCACUAUGGCAGACGUAGAAAACAAGGAAGAUCUCGUCGAAGACGGAAAAAACAAAAUGAAUGUUAAAUGCAAAUUCUGCAGCUCUAAAAUUCUAGACAAAAAAUCGGCUAAUUAUAUCACGCAAGAGAUGGCAUUGCCUUUGAUGCAGCAAGACAAUAACCGGAAGGAGGGUGAGAUUCAGAAUGAAACAGUGAGCGAGUUCUAUCAUGUAGAAAACAUGUAUACAUUCGAAAACAUCGGUUUUACACACACAGUUGACAACUACAAAUAUUUGAGUUGUGCAGACUGUGAUGCUGGGCCAGUGGGGUACUACGACAUGAAUACUAAGCAGAGCUAUGUCGCGUUGUCGAGAAUUGUACAUUCCUAGGAAUUUGUAGUUAAUAAAAAUUUGAUACUAACAGUGCAUUUCACACUUACGAAGUGCUUUUGCUUUGUAUGACAAGUACUUCAACAUUAUCAGACACAUAAUCAUAGUCUUAGUGUUUUCAGAAGUAUUAGAAAAAUCAUUUCCUAGGAGAUUCUUGUGGAAUGCCUCUAAUGCCCAUCUUGAAAUUGAUGGAAAGAGAAUUGUAUUCAAAGCUUAUACUUACAUAUGAUUCUGAUUGUCAUAUGAUGCUGAAUUUUGAUGAUUGCAAAUGAAAUAUUUAGUGUAUAUUACGGUGGAGCGAAAAAACACUUUUCUGGAAUUAGCAAACCUAAUAGUUAUCAAUCAAUGCCCCUUAGUCUAUGAAGCCUUUGUGCAAAUUUUCAGCUUCUUAAAUCAACAUCUUCU